AUGUCGUUGGGUGAAGAGUUCCGGUCGCGCAAUUUCAGCAUCUAUGGUCAAUGGACUGGUGUGCUGUGCAUUAUCCUUUGCCUUGCACUUGGCAUCGCCGCCAUCUUUUCUUUCAACGUGGUUCUGAUCAUCAUCGGUUGCUUCUCCAUUGCAUCGGCAUUCGUCAUCCUCUUCGUCGAAGUUCCCUUCCUCCUUCGAAUCUGUCCCACCUCUCCUAAAUUCGAUGCCUUCAUCCGCCGCUUCACGACCAACUGGAUGCGCGCCGCCAUGUAUACCGUCCUGAGUGCUAUCCAGUGGGUCAGUCUCGCCGAACGCGCUUCUAGCCUGAUCGCCGGUGCUGUCUUCCUUAUCAUUACCGCCGUGUUCUAUGCGCUCGCAGGGCUCAAGAAACAGGACUUCGUCGGUAGCAAAACUUUGGGCGGCCAGGGUGUUGCGCAGAUGAUUGUCUGA
Messenger RNA from Penicillium bovifimosum, 450 nucleotides. Its product is annotated as Tvp18 family protein. The coding region runs from base 1 to 450 and encodes 149 amino acids. The transcript is spliced from 4 exons. NCBI's taxonomy places the organism in Eukaryota, Fungi, Ascomycota, Eurotiomycetes, Eurotiales, Aspergillaceae. Gene Ontology annotation, cellular component: Golgi membrane. The record is from RefSeq and is a predicted model, not a curated record. Gene Ontology annotation, biological process: vesicle-mediated transport.